CCAACCAACGUGACCGCGUUGCGCGCCGCUCGACUCAAACCGCGUGACGCGAACGCAACAGAUCGUAUCCAGCAACGAACAGCGGAUUCCGAAACGUGCAAUAAAAAACGAUUGUGAUAAAAUCACGGAUUUCGCAAAACGAGACAUCUGACGAAGAUCUGCGCGAAGUUGAUAGUAAAAGUUGUCCUCGAAAAGCAAAGAGAGUGACGGAGAACCCUGAGAGUUCUGCGCGGUAUCGUGAAGAAUGCAAGGUUUGAUUUUGGGUACAGAGAACAUUUCGCAGUGCUAAAAUCGAUCAAAGUGGACUUUGUGCCUGGUAUCACGAAGACGCAGCUCUUCGAUCGACACAAUUUUACUCGAGCGAGAACGUUCGUUGCCCGCCUCUUAUCGCUUCGCCGGUCGAACAUUGAAAGAAACUGCGGAAGAGGACUGAUCAUAUUAGCGUGCAUUACUGCCUUGUGCAACCGGAUACACACGCGUCGCCCCGCGUCAUCGGUUCCCGUCGAAAGAGAAAAACACCGCGAUUAUUUGCCUAUCAGCAAUUCCGUAAUUUGAUCGUGAGAAGCAUCGCGAGGAAAAACCUAAGAGAAUAACAUCCGAAGAUAAAUAUUUGUGCCUCAUGAAACGGGCGCGUAGAAAACGCGAUAAAAAAACACCUUUUUCUUCUCACGAAAAGAAUUAAUACUCUGGAAAGAAAAUCUCGUUACAUUAAUUAGAAUUCUGAUAGGUUCAAAAGAUUAAAAAGAUACAAAUCCAACAUUGAUAAUUAAAUCUGUCCAACAUUCUAGUCGAGAUAACCCGAAGUUCAAUUACAGAACCAGAAUUUUGUUUCAUAUAAUCGGAAUUUGUACUUUUUGUUGGUACAACCAGAACAAUUUUCUUAGUGUGGUGACGUCUGUGUAUUCAUCAAAUAAACGAAUUCUAUUGUCAUUCAAAUAAUCCAUAAGCAACGUCGAGUUAUCUGCGAUAACUGCGCAACGUGCGCUCCCCGGGACGCCUGGCGUCGCCCCGCCAUUUUUCUCCGGAUAUUUAGCGGAAGUGGCCAAUCUGAUCGCAACUCCGACGCACUUGCUGAUGCGAUCGCUCAGCACGUGAUCUCCACGGCACGUGACGUAACGACGACAGGCGUCGCGACGCGUCUCGAGCAAUCAUCGUCGAGGGACCAUGUGGAGGCAUCGUUUCGAUUAACGCAUUCAAGAGUCAUCAAGAAGAUUAAGAGGAGCGAUGAUUAUCGGCAGCUGAAACGCUGAUAGAAAAACGAGCGGAAGCUGAUCGUGUGCAAGGAUUUAAGGGGGGGAGGGGGUUAUUAUGUUAGCAACAGGAUGUUUUCUGCUGAAGGUGCUGGUGCUGGCAGCAACGGUUAUCGCGCUCCUGCCAGAGGAUCUGGAGGAUCGCGUUCCGGUCAGUCUUCAGGAGGAAUGCGCUUCGAAAUGCCCGGACUUAGAUCUCACGCAGAAUCGAACGGACGACCUGAGUUCGGAGGUAGGAUGUGGCGUGAGAUGCAAGAUCGAUCAGUGUACAAAAGGCUGCGAAGCAUGGGAACAAGCGCUCGACACAAGCUGCCAAGCUGUUUGCAAUGGGACGCAAGAAUUGUUACCACCAAAGGAAUUAUACUGCGUUUUGGGCUGCCACGACGCGUUAAAUCGUUACUUUCAACAGCUCAAAGAUCUUCAUAGGGUCGGGCGCGUAGAAAGGAGGAUAUCCUGCGUUCAUCUCGUAGACCAACACACCAAAGCUCCACCAGUCGACAGCCUGGCCAUAGCCCUUUGCGGAAAUCGGACGUCGCUCAGCCUCGAAUGGAAAGGUGUAGACAUAGACAGACGCGCCGGCAUUUCAUACCUGGUGCAAUGGAGAUACGAAGAAUUAGCUGAGACGUGGCAAUAUUGCCGCAAUCAGUCAUGGGGCGAAGGUGAUCAGAUACUGGUCGAGAACCUGCAGCCGUACACAAAGUAUAGGUUUCGCGUAGCGCUACUCCUGAAAUCAUCGCAACACAAUCCAGAGCCGAUCGUCUCAGCACCGAGCGUGGUAAUAUUAACAUACGCGGCCGAUCUACCGACAUCAACACCGGUAAUUGUAAGAGCGGCAGCGGUAGACAGUUACCGCGUCUCUGUAUCUUGGGAACCAGGCCCAUUCCCGAACGGGCCACUUUUGUCUUAUGUCCUGCGUCUGCAAGGGGUUGAACACAAGGGGUUGAAUCAGCUUAAGGACAUUCCAGUCUCCGAGAAUACCGAUCACUAUAUGUUUCAAAAUCUCGAACCCAAUCAGAAUUAUUCUGUUAGUGUGACUAUGAGAAAUAGUGUCGGCGAGGGUCCGCCUGCAACUAUCUAUAUCUCUACGACUCCAGAACCUACCGUCAAGGAUACUCAACAACCGAUUCUCAUCCUCGGUGGUGAGCAUUUGGUCAUGAAACAGGGUGCUGAUAUGUUGGAUGAGCCUAGUGUCGUUUACGAAACCAAAAGUGUAAUCCGCGGCGUUGCAAUACACGUGGCAUCAGCUCAAUUAUUCGUUUCUACUUCGAUGGGUUAUGUAUACCGAACUUCGAUCAUCGAGCAAUCCAUACCGAAGGCCAUUUUGAUCCCCGACGGAGUGAACUUCAAACCUCUGAGCCUUUCCGUUGACUGGCUGAAUCUUCACUUGUACGUCUUAGGAGAAGUAAAACACGCGACAACCGCGACGUGGCAAAUAGCCAGAUGCAAUCUCGAUGGCAAGAGUCUGACAGUGGCCGUAGCUGGACUUUUAACUCGACCCUCGCAUAUCGAGAUUGAUCCUUACAACGGAUACCUUUUUUGGGUCACUAAAGUGGGACUGUUCAGAUUAGAUUUAGCCGUUAUCAGCAACGGUGUGAAACAUGAGGUUCGACCAGAUUUAAUUCUCGAAGAUGCUCAUUUGGGUGCUUUUACAGUAGAUCAUACGAAUUUUCGAUUGCUCGUUCCUGAUCACACUAAAAACACAGUGAUAUCUGUAUCGUUAGAUGGUCGCGAAGUUGUUAAUCUUCGCCCGAAUACGCAGAAACCGAAAUUCAAUAACGUUAUUUCAUUAGCUAUGGCAAAUGGACUGUUCUACUGGACUAAUGGCGAAGAGGUCCUCACUGAAGGCUAUCAUGCUGGUCAAAACAGAUAUUUCCACAACUCUUAUCCUGACAAGUCUGACACUUCCUUCGUAAGUGUGACCGUAUUGAUGAAUGCAAGUCAGCCGGUUCCAGUGCCAGUGAAUCCACCGACAGGAGUGCAAGCUGUUCUAGGAGCGGAAAGAGCAAAGGUUUCGUGGCAAGCUCCUCAUUUACUGGGCGGCCAAGGAAAGGGCGCCUGGCAAAACUGGUCAUACGAGCUCGAGAUUAAGGACGAAUCUACUGGCGAAACUAUUCACCAAAAAGGUAUCGCCGGAUCGUCUCAUACUGUUCAUAAUUUGCGAGAAAGAUCUGAAUAUUCCAUCAAAGCCGCGGCCUAUACCAGCUCUGGCAGAGGACCGUGGUCCACAGAGUUUCGAGGACAAACCUUAAGAACCGGUUCACACGCAUCUAUCUUGUGGUCGUCGAACGAAGGAAUUUUGAGAAGCGACGUAACUGGCGAAAAUAUCGACACGCUGGUUAACAAGGCGAGUCUAAAGGAGUCCGAAAACGAAUUCCAUAUUGUUGACAUUAGUUGGUACAAGGACGUGCUGUAUAUAGUGGGAAAUAAUUCUGCAUUGUAUCGUUAUAAUGUUAGCAAUCAUCAGAAAACAAAACUCAACAUACAUUCGGUGGGAAGCGUCGCUGUAGACUGGAUAUCGAAAAAACUAUAUUGGGCAAAUCCAAAACAGCAAAUUAUAACAAGAGCGAACCUGAAUGGAUCUCAGCAAGAGCCGAUGUCUAUCUUAGCAAUUGUAAAAGAACUCAUGAUUGACUCUCUUGAGGCGUACUUGUACUGGUCCACUGGUCACGCAGUGGAAGUUGCACGACUGAAUGGACAAGACAGGAGAUACUAUCAUUUGGAUGAAAUUUUCAAUGGAAAACAAGUGAUGGGAUUAACUCUCGACACUGAAAACAGAUACGUUUACUGGAUCGUUCGAAGUUACGAAAGUGGAUCCAUUGUCUAUCGUGCACCUACGUCCGAAAGAAUUUCAAUGAAUCAAAAAAUCAUCCCAGAAAAGAUUUCUGCUUUGCAACAUCCAAACAUGCAAGGACCUUUGUGCUAUUUUUCUGAGCACCUAUUGUGGCUACAGGACGACAGAAACGCAGUGAUCGGUGAUCUCUCCGGUCAGAAUACCGCGGUAAUCAAUGGAAUCACUUUGUCCAGCUUGUACAUGGUAGCCAUUACGGAUCCCGCGCACCAUCAGUAUCCAAAAAAUCUGACGUCAGAAACGGUGGUAGUUCUACCGAACGCAGUUGAUUUCGAUAGCAUAAGAGUUGAAGGUACUUGGAGAAACUUCAACAUAUCAUGGGACCCCGUGAAGAACAUCAACUACGGCACGGUUUUUUAUGAGGUGAAAUUCGCGGAUUACAUUAAUACGAAUUCAAAUCCGGAAAUUACGAUCGAAACGACAAUGCCAUACAACAAUUCGGAUCAGAUCCUGCCCUAUUCCGUUCUGGAAGUCACUGUAAAGGCAUUUACUUAUUGGGAAACGGCGCACCAUUCUCGGAAAAUCCUAAGAUCUCCACAGAGCGUACCGAGCCAGCCAACAUCUCCCAGAGCAUUCGUAGAGUUUAGCAAGAAAAACGUACACAUGGACAUGAAAGUUUGGCUGAUAUUUAGAUGGGAUCCGCCCGAGUUUACAAAUGGAGUAAUUCAAGGAUACAUUGUCGAAUGUUGGCAUAUCGUAAAUGAAAUGGAAAUAUUUAUCUGUAACAACUGCAGCAUCGAAACUACCACGCUGGAGUAUGCGACGUCUAAUGUAACAUCUAACAUGACCUAUUAUUGCAAAGUAAGAGCGUAUACUAAGAUCGGUGCUGGUCCUUACACGGAUCCUAUUAAUGUAUCGACCACGUAUGAGAAUCCGGUGCCCAAAUUAUUAGUCGCCACAAAUGACGCUGUGAGAUUGUCAGACUUGGAUAGAGAAAUCAAUAAUACGAUCACCAGGCACGUCGCGAAAGAGAUCGAUUACUUGGGAGAGGAAGAUAAGAUUUAUUGGAUCAGCGAAAUGCAGGAAUUGGUAACAUCAUUGACAAAUGGAACCAACGUGACAAAAAUACUCGGUCUAAAUAGAACCAAUACGCAUAGCCUCUGCGUCGAUUGGGUGGCAAGAAAUCUAUACUGGGUAGAAGGCGAAAACAAAGACAACAACAGAAACAGUUAUAUCAAAAGAUUGGAUUUAACAAUGUUGCAGGCAGGCAUAAUCAAGUACAAAAAUAUCUUAAGAAGAGGAGGAAGUAUUACAGUUUUAGAUAUCUUGCCAUCUCUGGGGUCUUUAUAUUGGAUUGAGCCAAAUGACAGUAUAAUGCAGUCGGAUUUCGAGGGAAAAAAUGUACAAUACUUUUUUGGAAAUAAUGAUAGCACGUGUACUUGUCCACAAAAACCAAAAAAUGUAUUCACAUUCACAAUUGACAAAACCAAUAUUCAAACACCAAUGAUGUAUUGGACAUCGGAUGAGAAUCGAUUAAACGUAGCUGAUAUUUACGGUUGCACAUGCAAAAUGAUAUUAAGAGCAAGUUCUAAUAUACGGAUUUUAACGGUCGAUAAAAUGAACAUAUACUGGUACGAUGGAAAAAAUCAAAUUCAUUUUUUGAGAAAGGAAUAUUUCUUCAUGGAAAACAAAGAAAAUGCAUCCAAUCCGGAAGUGAAGAAUUUCUACCUACCUAAUGUAAAUCGAAUCACAGCUUUUGGUACAUCCUUGCAACCCUAUCCCAUCAUGAAAUGCCUGAUACCCCGUCAAACGGGCUAUAAUGUUGAGAGGGUGAACGAAACAGCGAAUAGCAUCAUUGUUAAUCUUCCGGAACCCAAUCCUGAAUACGGAUGUCAAAAAUAUAGUUUACCCACUACGCUGUACACUAUCAAUGUGUCUCAUUGUUUGAAGAAUGAAUCCAGUAAGUGUGAGGAGAUCAAUGUGCAGACGUACGAGAGGCGUUACGAGAUUCAGAAUUUAAAGCCAUUCACGGAAUACAAGUUGAAAUUGGCACUAAGCAAUUUAUACGAAAAGACAUUGGAAUUCGGCGACGAGGUAAUGCUGAAGACCAGCGUGGGCAAGCCCAGCAGGCCGGAGAAUGUUACGAUUCAGGCCCUGACACCAACAUUGGCGGAGGUCUACUGGAUGCCACCCAAGAUGCUGAACUCCGCAGUGGUGCACUACGAGGUGCAUUGGAGGUCGAAUGAUCUUUUGCAGAAUGGUAUGCGACAGAAGGGCGAGCAGCUAAUCGAGGAGCCCAAACGAACGGCGGAUGGCAGGUUUUUCACAACGCUGCAGCCGUUGUUGCCAGGGCAGGAGUACCUGGUGUACGUACGCGUGUAUCCUGUCAAUUUCAAUGACUUUUACAACGACAGUCUCAGGCAACGCAUCCGCAUGUACUCAGAGCCAAAUAAUUUAAUAAUGAACGGAGUCAGCGUAAACAGCAUGAACAUGUCUUGGGUCCCGACCGUCAAUCUAACUAUUGGUUACAUAUUGGAGUAUCAGGACGUUGCAAUGGAGAAGUGGCAAGUCGUGCAACACGUUGAGGUGAACGAGGACCAAGUGAUGUAUUAUAUAGAACAUUUGCAGCCACGUACUUUAUACAAGUUUCGCUUGAGGCUGAAAUAUCCCAAGUAUCAAGAUUUCAUAUGGGAACCAUCCGAUGGAAGAUUUACAUUUCAAACACUCGGUGACGUUCCAAGCGCUCCAGGGGUACCUAUCGUAACAAAAUUCCGAAAUUCCGUGUAUCAGUUAAAUUGGGAUCCCGCGCAAGCUCAUGGCUCACAGGUGACUUUGUAUCGAUUGGAAGGCUUGGUCAUCGACGAUAGUUACAAGCAAGAUGACGAGAGUAAAGAGAACGAGCACUGGGAUUUAUAUUAUAAUGGAACGGACAAUUAUUGGAUAAUCCCCGGAGACGUGGAUCAAAAGUAUAAGUUUCGCGUGCAAGCCAAAAAUGCUUACGGUUUUGGCGCUUGGAGUAAAUCGAGCACGAUUAUUGAUCUAACGGAGUCUGCUGGAGGAAUAUUGGCUACGCAACAGCAUCUACCGCUGAUGCUGGGCCUCAUCGCGAUCGUUGUUACCAUAAUGUUCGUGUGCUUUUGUUAUUUUUUCUGCCCAGUGUACCGACAACGGAAAGAAGACAAGAAGACAGUUUUACCUCCGAUAGUGUCCGAUGUCGAAUUAGCGACCCUCCGCGAGAUCCCUCGCGGAAACUUCGUUCAAUCUAAUGCGCUUUACGCAUCUACGUUACAAAAUGAUCCGGAUGAUUCUGCACUGCCCAAAAUCAGACAAGAGCAAAUCACGCUGGCAAAGUUCCUAGGCAGCGGCGCAUUCGGAAAGGUAUUUCAAGGAAAUGCCAAGGAUUUAGAAGGACCGGGCAUAACGCCUGUUGCUAUAAAGAUGCUACGAAAGGACGCCUCUUCGCAAGAGAAGACAGAAUUUUUGCAAGAGGCAAGGCUCAUGAGUCAUUUUCGCCAUAAACACGUGCUGAGGUUACUGGGCGUUUGCUUGGAUACAGAUCCUCCGUUACUCGUGUUGGAAUUAAUGGAAGCUGGUGACUUGUUAAGUUAUUUAAGAGAGAGCCGGUCCUUGCAACUCACAGACCCGCACGCUCUGCGUCUGCAAGAUCUGCUCGCCAUGUGCGAGGACGUCGCGCGUGGCUGUCGCUACUUGGAGGAGUUGCACUUCGUGCACAGAGAUCUCGCGUGUCGAAAUUGUCUGGUGUCUGCGAGAGAUCGCGAAAAUCGUGUCGUGAAAAUCGGUGACUUCGGACUAGCCAGAGAUAUUUACAAGAAUGACUAUUACCGCAAGGAAGGAGAAGGUUUGCUUCCUGUUCGCUGGAUGGCACCGGAAUCCUUAGUGGACGGGGUAUUCACUUCACAGAGUGAUGUUUGGGCAUUCGGGGUGCUAAUGUGGGAAAUUACGUCAUUGGGUCAACAACCCUAUCCUGCUAGAAACAAUCUGGAAGUGUUACAUUACGUGCGUGCGGGCGGCAGGCUGCCGAAACCCCUCAACUGCCCUCCGACGUUACAUCAGCUGAUGCUGCGUUGCUGGAGCGCAGCGGACGCCAGACCGAGCUUCAAAAUUUGUCUCGAGAGCAUCGUCGUUCUAAGAAGUCACAUAGAAGACGCGGUGCUGAGCCCAGUGCAUGCUGGACAUUAUCUGGCACGCAGAGGCGUGUCUAACAUGGCUUACUUUGCUGACGAGAAUCAGAAUCAUAAUAAUUCAGGCAACUCGUGGAAGUCCAGUAGUUCCGAAGGAAGCCGAGACAUGCAACCUUUCUUACAAAACUCAAAUAACGCUACGCUCAAUCCGCAAUCCGGCGAGGCUCCGAAGUAUUUAGAAUUAUUAGCGGAUAACGAGGAUAUCGUCUUAAGGGAGAAUCCUACGAAUGGUUACGAAGUACCCCGCUCAAUUCACAUCUCGGAUCAGAACCUAGCAAAUAUAAGCAGGAUUAGUAGUACGAAUUACAAUCGUAAGAGCAGUCUGCCUACGGAGACUACAGAAGAGCAAAAGAAACGUUCGACGGAAGAACAGAAGCAGUUUGACAGAAAGUUGUUGUACAAAAGAUCAUCGAUCAUUAGUCUAAACUUACCGGAUCGAAAGGGCACGUCAGUUUCCGGAAUGCUGGAUAAAUGCAAUACCUUGGACAGCUCGAAAUCGGUGAACUCAAUCGCGAAAGCGACCCUGAAAAGGGACUCCUUCUCAUCCUUGAACGGUCAGCAGAAGUACAAGACCAGCUUGGGUGAGCGAAGGGACUCCGAGGCAAGCAUUGAGGGUAGAAGUUGUAGCUCGCAUAGCCUGGCGCCUUCCACACGUCCUAGUUCAUCCCUGAUCAAUUCGCAGACGGUCCUAUCAUCCCUGAAGAGCAACGCCGUCGUCUCGAACGCCGUGAAUGGGGAAGUGCCUUCGGGCGAGAGCGUAGUGACGAAGAGUAUGUUGCCGAAGGUCCAGAGGACUCACUCAAACUUGCAGAAUGGCAAGGCGAAUAUACCGCUCGUGAUAAACAGCACGUUGCUGAAUUUACUGCGGCCCGUCGUCGAAGACGGUAGCAACAUCGUCACGUAUACAAAUAUAAACGUGGACGCAGUCAGAGUGAAUGGAUCGUGAGUCGCCGACCGUG
Messenger RNA from Acromyrmex echinatior (Panamanian leafcutter ant), 9199 nucleotides. It is a transcript of the gene sev, whose product is annotated as receptor protein-tyrosine kinase sevenless. Gene Ontology annotation, biological process: protein phosphorylation; positive regulation of kinase activity; cell surface receptor protein tyrosine kinase signaling pathway. Gene Ontology annotation, molecular function: protein binding; transmembrane receptor protein tyrosine kinase activity; ATP binding. Gene Ontology annotation, cellular component: plasma membrane; signaling receptor complex. Lineage: Eukaryota; Metazoa; Arthropoda; Insecta; Hymenoptera; Formicidae. The record is from RefSeq and is a predicted model, not a curated record.